AUGCAGCAUCUGUUCAGCGGUGCCUUGGUGGGAGAAUGCAAUAUAUUAUGCACGAAGGACGUCUUUGAGUUUGGCCUUCCAGGAUCAAAAAUGCAUUAUACACAGUCUAUGCUCAGGGCCCUUAUUGACCAGGAUACUAGUGAUAGCCGGGCCAGCCACGGGAUCGUGAUGGGCUGCAACCCAGGGGAGAAGAGUACGCUAGCCCAGCUUAGCGCAGAGACAUUCUUGGGACGGGAACCGGGAGAGCAAGCCACCUUGUCGCCGUCAACUUUCGAGUUUCUCAAGGCAAGGGGCCUCGAGCGGAAUCAGAGCAAAGCUAAAGCUACCGCUGUUCUCUCCACACGCGCUACCACCAACGUUGGAACGGCCAAUCUUGAACCUAAGUAG
This is a messenger RNA of Blastomyces gilchristii SLH14081, 387 nucleotides long. RefSeq lists its product as uncharacterized. Lineage: Eukaryota; Fungi; Ascomycota; Eurotiomycetes; Onygenales; Ajellomycetaceae. The record is from RefSeq and is a predicted model, not a curated record. Bases 1 to 387 code for a protein of 128 amino acids. The transcript has 2 exons.